AUGGCGGCUGCACCAGAGCGAGCUAGGCAUAGCCGUAUGCUGAGCUUCACAAGCAACAAGUCGGAUAAGAGUUCCAAAACCAGCAAGAGCCGUGGGUCUAAGAUUAAGGUCAAUUUGGUCGAGAGUCACAAAGAGAAGGAAGCGAAUCGAGUGCAUACCCACGCGGAUCCGACUCUUGCUAUCAGUGAACUGCAGCCAUCCGCCAUUGCGCAGGGAAAAUCGAAUUUGGAGUCUCUUCGAGGUAUCCAGCAUAAAGAUCGGUUUGGAAAUGUCAUUAAUUGCCUUUUGCGAUAUCCAGCGGAACCUGACCUUUCUAAUCCCACGCGUCAUCGCUUUGAACGUCCUCUUGAUACCAUUCGCGCCUUCGAGGCAGCAGUUGACGGGACCUAUAACAGUCGCAGGCUGUCCUACGUUCGAGAGGAUAGCGUGAAUGGUCAAAGCCGCCCAACUAGCUAUUUUGGAGACCCCCGAGGAAACCUCAGCUAUCCUGCGCACAAUUUCAACAAUCAAAAUGGUUACUUCAACAAUCGAGGCUUCCAGAGACGAGACAGUCAGGCUGAUGCUUACGGCGGAUUCAAUUAUAACCAGCACAACAAUUACAAUGAUAGCCAGGCACCACGCCCCUCUCGACAUACUGGGCGCUCGCAGACCGAUCCGUGGGGCCAUUCACCCAACGGCCAUGCACAACAAAGCCAGUAUCAAACGUACGAUAGUGGAUCUGCUUCCGGCUCCGGAAACCAUUCCCUCGAUCAACUAGCUCAGUCUACAGAUCCAAGCUCCCUUGCCAGUUCCAGAGAAGGCCUACAACAGCAGCAACAACUGCAGCCACAGACCAGUGAAGUUCAAAUCGCUGCAGAUUAUGGUUUCGCAGGAUUCGGCACUGAUCCACAAUUGGUUCCCCCCCAAGGAACUUUCCAACCUGCCUCUACCCAGCCGACCGGUGCAAAUGGUGGAAAUAACGGUGCGCUGCAUGUAGAUACUUAUGCCAGCCAGGCACUUGCUCCUCCUGCUCCACCAGCAAAAGACCCAAAACAGCCCGAAGCUGAACCUGUCUCGAAGAACUCGUUCUUCCAAAAAGCCAAGGGAGCGACUGAAAAACGGAAGAGUUGGUUCAAGAGACUGAGCAAGUCUUAG
Uncinocarpus reesii 1704 is the source of this 1134-nucleotide messenger RNA. RefSeq lists its product as uncharacterized. The coding region runs from base 1 to 1134 and encodes 377 amino acids. The record is from RefSeq and is a predicted model, not a curated record. Lineage: Eukaryota; Fungi; Ascomycota; Eurotiomycetes; Onygenales; Onygenaceae. The transcript is spliced from 5 exons.